This is a messenger RNA of Anguilla rostrata (American eel), 1718 nucleotides long. RefSeq names its product autophagy related 4B, cysteine peptidase (gene atg4b). NCBI's taxonomy places the organism in Eukaryota, Metazoa, Chordata, Actinopteri, Anguilliformes, Anguillidae. Bases 152 to 1333 code for a protein of 393 amino acids. The transcript has 13 exons. The record is from RefSeq and is a predicted model, not a curated record. Gene Ontology annotation, molecular function: protein-phosphatidylethanolamide deconjugating activity.
CCCGUCCAAAUGGCUGCUGUGAUUGGAAACUGUAAAGCUAACAGCGCCUCUUUCGUCAUCUGAAUACCUAUCGCUUUCUAAACGGUGCUGCCUAUUGGUCACAUUCAGUUUGCAUUGUUCCCCUAACAAGGUAGGGUGAGUCACUGACGGGAUGGAUGCAGCUACUCUCACUUACGACACACUGCGUUUCGGAGAGUUUGAAGAUUUCCCCGAGACAGCAGAGCCGGUUUGGAUUUUGGGCAGGGAGUUCAGCGCACUCACAGAGAAGGAUGAUAUACUGUCUGAUGUUGCAUCACGCCUGUGGUUCACUUACAGAAAGAACUUUCUGCCCAUUGGAGGAACGGGACCCACAUCUGAUACCGGCUGGGGCUGUAUGCUGCGGUGUGGGCAGAUGAUCUUAGGCGAGGCCCUGGUCUGCAGGCACCUAGGCCGAGACUGGAGGUGGGUAAAAGGACGGAAACAGAAAGAAGAAUACUUCAACAUACUCAAUGCUUUCAUCGAUAAGAAGGACAGUUACUACUCUAUACAUCAGAUUGCCCAGAUGGGAGUUGGAGAAGGAAAGUCCAUUGGCCAGUGGUACGGACCGAACACGGUGGCACAGGUUCUCAAGAAACUAUCUGUGUUCGACACUUGGAGCCGGUUAGCUGUGCACGUUGCCAUGGACAACACCGUGGUCAUUGAGGAAAUCAAGCGGCUGUGUAUGCCCUGGCUGGACUUCGCGGGGGCGGCGUGCGCGGGGGCGGGGCUGGAGCUGAACGGCUGCCUGGAGGGGGCCUGCGCCCUGGGGGAGGAGGAGACUGCGCUCUGGAAGCCGCUGGUGCUGCUCAUCCCCCUGCGGCUGGGUCUGAGCGACAUCAACGAGGCCUACAUCGAGACACUGAAGCAAUGCUUCAUGUUGCCUCAGUCUCUGGGAGUCAUCGGCGGGAAACCCAACAGCGCGCAUUACUUUAUUGGCUUUGUGGGAGAGGAACUCAUUUAUUUGGACCCCCACACCACUCAGCCGGCGGUGGAGCCGUGUGAAGAUGGCCAGGUCCCCGACGACACGUACCACUGCCAGCACCCGCCCUGCCGCAUGCACAUCUGCGAGCUGGACCCCUCCAUUGCAGUGGGCUUCUUCUGCAGAACAGAGGAUGACUUUGAUGACUGGUGUCUGCGCAUUCGCAAGCUGUCCUGCAGUAAGGAAGGGCUGCCCAUGUUCGAACUGGUGGACAGCCAGCCGUCCCACCUCAUCAACACAGACGUGCUCAAUCUCACUCCAGAUUUCUCAGACUCUGACCGGCUGGAGCGGUUCUUUGACUCGGAGGACGAGGAGUUUGAGAUCCUGUCGCUUUGAGGGAGGUGGGGGGGGAAGAGGGGUGCCUCCUUUGGUACACUACAGAGGACUACGUUUGGCAGCGGAGGGGGAAAGGGGACUGUCUCAUAACCAUGGCGCAAUCGUCCAACCUCACCUUCAGCAUAGCUUCCUCCAACUGGCUACAGACUCUGCUUUUACGUCAACAAACAAGACUUACAUUUCCUGAUGGAAGCUGUUGGGAAAUUACCAUUGCCUUUUUGGAUUUAUUUUUUAUUGUAUUAAGUUUACAAUUUGCACAUCAAAUAUGUUUUUAUUUUCUAUAUGCAUAUAUAAACAAAAAAUGAAGGAACAAAAGAGCGGCGAUGUCUUGUUGGUGUAUAUCCGGCAGCGUUGUAUCCCAAUAAAGUGUCCUGUUACAACAGUG